GAGGGAGGGAGGGGGAGGCAGGGCUGGAUUGGGGCUUAGUCGCUGAGAGAAGUUUGGACUGAGUCAGUGGGAGCCGUUGACGGCUUGUAAGGAAGGGAGGGUACACAACACAGCUGGUGUGGAAGGGGGCAAGAUUGCAAGUCGGAAGACCCUUGGGGAACAGUAACGUCGCCCGAGGGGUGGCACCCUAGAGCCCCGGAGUCAGAGAUAAUAGGUACAUAUGGAGAGGCAUUUUGAGAGCAAGAUCAACAAGUGUUGGAAAAUUCUCGAAUGACCCACAGAUCCGGAUGGUCCUGAGAUGGGGUUGGGAGGGAAAAGUCGCAUUUGGGAAACACGAGCGUGUAGGCCUAAUGAAUGAAUCCCCGCCGUCCAGGGGCUGUUCCUCCCCUCAUCCAGCCACCUCCGGCCGGUCGGGUUGUCCCUGCUGGUGCUUCUGUGUUCCCCACAGCCCCUCCACCUCCUUGUCACCUCUUCCUCCUGUGCUUGUCCAGGCCGCCUCUAGCCCGUGGAAUCCAACCCCGGCUCCCAUCAGCAGUCCUUCCCUGCUGCUCCCCAUCCCUGCCAUCGUGUUCAUCGCUGUGGGCAUCUAUUUGUUGCUGCUCGGCGUCGUGCUGCUGACUAGGCACUGCCUGCUGGCCCAGGGCUGCUGUGCCGACUGCAGCUCCCCCUGCAGGAAGCAAGGGGCCUCUAGGCCCCAGGACUAUUGCUGGACCUGUGCAGAAGCCUGUGACUUCCCUCUGCCCAGCCCAGCCCACUGCCUGGAUGCCUGCUGCCCCCAGCCCACGGAAGCUUAUUUGGCAAAGAUGGGGUCCUGCCGCAGAUACUCUUUCAUCCCUUCUGCUACUUGCCCUUUUUGACUUGACAUCACACCUUGACACCCCCCUCCCCGCCACCGCCAACCAUCCUGCGCCUGUGUAUGUAGACAGGUAAGUAUUUCUGUCCUCUCUUUGCCGGGCGGGGAGGAGUUGGCUGCGGGAGGUUUGGUCACUUCUACAAUGUUACACAGCAGAGGCUAGCACAGCGAAUUGCUCCAUUGUGUGUCGAAACAGUCCUCGGGGAGAAGCCUGGCUCCCGGAGGACAGGCCACUUUCGUUUUUGUGGGUUGAAAGACGGUGAAUGGAGUUGACCACCUUCCUAUUUUAGGCUCUGAUUUAGGCAGGGACGCUCUUGCCCUUGAAGUGGAGACCUUGCCCAGGAGGAAAGAGGGAGCAUCAAAGAUUAAGCGAAUUCAUAACUUGGGCUCACUGUAGUUGGUCAAAUUCCUAGGAGAUGUUUUGAGUUUUAAAGGAAAUUACAGGGCCAGAGGCUCUUCUCUUUAAAAAAAAAAAAAAAA
This is a messenger RNA of Mustela erminea (ermine), 1333 nucleotides long. Its product is annotated as keratin-associated protein 10-9. The transcript has 3 exons. NCBI's taxonomy places the organism in Eukaryota, Metazoa, Chordata, Mammalia, Carnivora, Mustelidae. The record is from RefSeq and is a predicted model, not a curated record. The coding region runs from base 288 to 857 and encodes 189 amino acids.